AAUAAUGUAUGUGUGGGCAAGAAAUAAUGCAGUUUAGUAACAGACAAAAGUUGUUACUAAACGUUACUGUAAUACUUAGUUUGUACUUGUCUGUAAUUCCUUUCUUGCACCGUCUCAUAUGUGCAUAUGUGUAUAUAAAGAUCAGUCUGAAAUUUUUGCAGUGAGCAGAAGAGUGUUCAGUAGAGUGUAAGUGAUCUAUGGCUGAUACAAAAGGUGAAAUUGCACAUCAGCACCUCCUAGAAGUGGCUGGAGAAAGUAGACAAGGACCCGCUCUCGGGGAAAAAGAUGCAAAGGAUGAGCAAAAGAAGAAAAGAAUCGCGUCGAUUGAUAUCUUCAGAGGCUUCACUGUUGCUUUGAUGAUACUGGUUGAUGAUGCUGGAGGCGAAUGGCCUAUAAUAGGUCAUGCUCCGUGGAAUGGUGUCCAUCUUGCUGAUUUUGUGAUGCCAUUCUUUCUAUUUAUUGUGGGAAUGGCCAUUGCGCUUGCUCUCAAGAGAAUACCAAGCCGUCACUUGGCCAUCAGAAAGGUGGUUUUAAGAACUUUAAAACUGCUCUUUUUCGGGAUUCUGCUUCAAGGAGGCUUUUCACAUGCUCCCGACGAAUUAACAUAUGGGGUCGACAUGCAAAGAAUAAGGUGGUGUGGUAUACUGCAGAGAAUUGCACUGGCGUAUUUUGUCGUGGCACUAAUAGAAAUCUUAACGCGAAGUGUAAAAAUCAAGGAGGAUUCGUCUACUAGUCAAUUUCUCAUAUUCAAGACAUAUAUUUGGCACUGGUUGCUAGGAGCAUGUGUUCUUAUAGUUUACCUGGCUGUUCUGUAUGGAGCUUAUGUUCCUGACUGGCACUUCAUGGUCGAUGAUCCAAAUAGUGCCGACUAUGGAAAGAUCUUGAGUGUAUCUUGCAACGUAAGAGGGAAACUUGAUUCUCCAUGUAAUGCUGUUGGUUAUGUUGACAGAGAAUUGAUGGGAAUCAGGCACAUGUAUCAGAAACCAGCUUGGAAGAGAUCUAAAGCUUGCACUAUGAACUCUCCUUAUGAGGGACCUCUUCUAGAGGAUGCUCCAGCAUGGUGUUUGGCACAUUUUGAACCCGAAGGAAUUCUAAGCUCUAUCUCUGCUAUCCUCUCAACAGUUAUAGGGGUGCAUUUUGGCCAUGUUCUCAUCCAUAUAAAGGAUCAUUCCACUAGAUUGAAACAUUGGAUUGUGAUGGGCCUGUCCCUCCUUCUCCUUGGUAUUGUUCUACAUUUUACACAUGCAAUGCCUCUAAACAAACAGCUCUACACCUUCAGCUAUGUAUGUGUCACGUCUGGAGCAGCAGCAUUGACGUUCUCAACUUUCUAUAUACUGGUAGAUAUUUUGAAGCUGAAGUAUGUCUUUCUACCAUUUGAAUGGAUCGGUAUGAAUGCUAUGUUGGUCUACGUCAUGGCUGCUGAGGGCAUCUUUGCAGGAUUCAUUAACGGGUGGUAUUACAAGAACCCCCACAACACACUGAUAUACUGGAUUCAGAAGCACAUAUUCUUUGGAGUUUGGCAUUCAAGAAGAGUAGGACUUCUGCUCUAUGUCAUCUUUGCAGAAAUACUCUUCUGGGCUGUUGUGUCUGGCAUUCUGCAUUGGCAGGGCAUCUAUUGGAGGCUUUAGCUCGAAACAAAGACGCUAUUCGCCACUUCAUGAAACUCGAGCUCUUAAUGCAAUUUCAUGAACACUUUCUUGCUUAAGGGUCACAAGUCUCAUGAUCCAUAAGUAGUUAAACUUCUGUCUGAAGCUAUUUAAGUCUUCAUAUGGAACAUGAUAAUAGACUAAUAGUCUUCAUACAUUUUGAAUAAGCAUUAAGAAUCGUCUAAAGAAAGAUUUUGUGCUCCUA
Daucus carota subsp. sativus is the source of this 1851-nucleotide messenger RNA. RefSeq lists its product as uncharacterized. The transcript has 13 exons. The record is from RefSeq and is a predicted model, not a curated record. Bases 198 to 1628 code for a protein of 476 amino acids. NCBI's taxonomy places the organism in Eukaryota, Viridiplantae, Streptophyta, Magnoliopsida, Apiales, Apiaceae.